CUCUAUGUAGGGGGAAGUUCUGCGGAGAUGGAGUGGAAACUGGAGCGCACCGCCCCGCGGAGGGUCCGGACAGAAGAAGAGGUGCUGUGGGAGAAUGUCAUGCGGGUGUUUGCCAAAGACCUGAAAGAGAAGAGAAAUCCACGUUCUUCCAAGGUGUUUGAUGAAGUUAAGCCCACAUAUUCUAGCUUCAAGAGCAACUUUGUGAAGAGGCUGUCAGUGGAGGGUCCCAUUGCCAGUAGCCCAAUUACCACUAGAUGGCGGCAAAGCCAAACCAGGGAUCUGGCAGCCUGUUCCUUUGGGGAAGAGCUUUCUACCACUUACCUCCCAGAAGAUUCUGGAUCCGUGCUGAAGAUAACGCCUGAGAAAGAGACUUUGAUUCUAGGAUCCUACCAAGAACCACUCCAGACACCCAUCAAAGGGAUUUUCGAAACAAGUAACUCUUUCCAUUUUUGCAAGGAAGCUCAUGCGACGGACAGAGACUGGAAUGAAACCGUUGCCUCAAAAGGCCGGAAAUGCCUAAACCAGCUAUUUUCGACCCAGAAGGUGGCUCAGUGGCUUAGUGGGCAAAUGCAGCUCUGUGAACAAUCCCAGUGUGCCUGGAAAGGCUGCAGAGAUGGAGUCAGAGAUGAAUCCUUCUAUCUUAAAAGAUUCAAGAAUCUAGACUAUUCCAUACUCCAACCAGAAGUGAAGAUUCAUCUUACUGGUCUUCGAAAUGACUAUUAUCUGAAUACUCUAGAUUGGAAUUUUCAAAAUCUAGUUGCUAUAGCUCUUGGAUCCUCUGCAUUCAUCUGGAAUGGGGAAAACUACAAUGUGACUGAAAAUAUAGAUCUACCUAUCAAUUGUAACUAUGUAUCUUCUGUGUCCUGGGUAAAAGACGGAACCUGCCUGGCAGUUGGCACCAGUGAGGGAGAAGUACAGUUAUGGGAUGUGGUAACUAAAAAGCGGCUGAGAAAUAUGCUUGGUCAUUUGUCGGUGGUUGGGGCUCUGAGCUGGAAUGACUGUAUUCUCAGCAGCGGGUCGAGGCUGGGCUGUGUUUAUCAUCAUGACGUUCGGGUCACCCAGCAUCACGUUGGAACGCUUCACCACAAGCAAGCUGUCUGUGCUCUCAAGUGGUCCCCUGAUGGCAGGCUGCUUUCCAGUGGCUGUAGUGAUGGACUGCUGACGAUAUGGCCCCAUGAUCCCGGUGCAAAAGCCCAGGUUCAACCCCUGAAAGUCAUAGCCCAACCUACAGCAGUCAAGGCCAUGGAUUGGUGUCCUUGGCAGUCUGCAGUCCUUGCUGUUGGAGGCGGCAUGGAAGAUGGACACUUACGUGUCUUGGACAUAAAUACUGGGCAAAGCAUCCAGACCCCAAGCACAGACUCACAGAUUUGUUCCCUAAUCUGGCUACCUAAGACAAGGGAGAUUGCAAGCGGCCAAGGUAGUCCCAAGAAUGAUGUGACUGUGUGGGCCUGUCCUGGUCUGACCAGGUCACGUGGAUUUUUGGGCCACAGAGGCAGAGUGCUGCACCUGGCUUUGAGUCCAGACCAGACCCGAGUGGUUUCUGCUUCAGCAGAUGGCACAGCCUGUGUAUGGAGCUGCUGUCACUCAGCAACUCCAUGAGCUCCAGCUUCCUCACUUCAAAGUGGGAAUAAUGACAGUGGCCUUCUCUUCUCCACGGGUUUGUUGUGACUAUCAAACUGGAUGACGUGCUUUUCCUGAGGUGAAUGUUCUUGUGACCUUUCUUCUCAGGCUUAUUUGCUCUGCUUCCUCCUGUUCCAUUCCCUGAUACUAUCUUUGCCUCUUCUCUAUUUUCCCCUCCCUCAUUCUCCUCUUCUCCUUCCUUCUUUUUCUUGUUUUCUAUCUCUUCCUGGUUAGGGAUGCAUUUCCACUGUGAUAGCAGAGAUUUCUACAGCAGAGAUUUCCAAACACCUUUUCCCCUCUUGACUUUUCUCCCAAUCUCCAGUCUCAUAUUUCUUUCUGACUCUAGAUAUUUCCUUUCUGAGAUCCUUUUCUGUUUUAGCUUAAACCAACUACAUUAAAAACAUCCCUUAUUCACUUGAAAAAUAUUGGUUAAAAUCCCACUAUAUGCUAAGCAGUAUGUUAAGCAUGCCCAUUAUUUCCUCUCAAAAUGAGAUCCCCUGUAGAACUCCCUUGUCCCUCUCCCUGCUCUCAUCCCUAUCUUGGUCAACCCAUCAUCCAGGGAACCUCCUGAUUAUUCCAUUCCAUGCUUAAUCUGCUCACACCUUGUUCUCUUCUGUUUCAUUCUAGUCAUGUCCUGAAUACCUGAUGACCACUUCAUUGUAAUUCCUUCUGUUUUUCUCUCUUUAUUCUUCAUGGGUCUCCACCACACAGUUAGGCUACAUUUCUAAAAGUAUGGUCGUGAUCUUCUCAGCCCCUGCUCAGAAACUCCCAAUGACUCCCUAUUACAUAGAGCCCUCACCUCAACCUUAGGGUCCUGAGCCCUAGAACUGCCAUAGACCUACUGAGCAAACUUGCAUGUGGUCAUAACACUUAACAAGAAUAGGACUUUGGAUUUGAUAAUUGCUAAGUUUUUUUUAAGUCUCGAUCAGGCCACUGUUCUCUCUCUCUCUUUUUUAAAGUAGGCUCCAUGCCCAGUGUGGAACACAACGUGGGGCCUGAACUCCACAACUUUGAGAUCAAAACCAGAACUGAGAUCAAGAGUCAGACUCUUAAUGGACUGGCCACCCAGCGCACAUGUUCUUUAAAAAACUUUUAAAAAAAAGAUUUAAUUUAUUUAUUUGACAGAGAGAGAUCACAAGUAGGCAGAGAGGCAGGCAGAGAGAGAGGAAGGGGAGCAGGCUCCCUGCUGAGCAGAGAGCCCAAAGCGGUGCUCAAUCCCAGGACCCUGAGAUCAUGACCUGAGCCGAAGGCAGAGGCUUAACCCUCUGAGCCACCCAGGCGCCCCAUCUUUUAAUGUUAAUCCUUGCUCAUUUCCUGUGUUAAACCUGGGCUAGGUAUUUUGAUUUCCUGCCUUUGUGCUUUUGUCAGAGCUUUUCUUCUAGUCUGGAAUUUCUACUACUCUCUUCCUUUUCUUUGUUCAUCAAAGUCUUAACCUCUCUAGGAAGUGUUUUGAGACGAUGUUACUUGGGUUUGAAUUCUUGGCAUCAGUCUAUACCAUCCACUUGAACAUUUCUUGUACCCUAAAGACUUCCCUGUACCUACUCUUUGUCAACACCUUUCCAUUAUUCUGACCUCUGCACUAUACUUUUGUUUUAUGCAGAUAAAUGGAAUCACAUCUUUUAUAUUCUUUUUGACUUCUUUCACUCGCUACUAAGCUUAUAAUAUUAAUUCAUGUUGUUACAUGUAACUGUAGGAUUUUCUUUUUCAUUGCUGUGUAAUAUUCUCACAUAUAAAUGUAUGACAAUCGUCAAUCCAUCUUACUGUGGAUAAAUAUUUGAGCUAUUUUCCAUUUUGACUUUAAGAAUAAAGUUGUGGGGCACCUGGGUGGCUCAGUUGGUUAAGCAUCUGACUGUUGAUUUUGGCUCCCGUUAUGAUCUCAAGGUCGUGAAAUCAAGCCCUUUGUCAGGCCCUGUACUCAGUGGGGAGUCUGUUUGAGAGUAUCCCUUUGCCCCUCCCC
Molecule: messenger RNA, 3577 nt
Organism: Mustela lutreola (European mink)
Lineage: Eukaryota; Metazoa; Chordata; Mammalia; Carnivora; Mustelidae
Gene: CDC20B
Product: cell division cycle 20B
Exons: 12
Coding region: 28-1599 (523 amino acids)
Biological process (GO): positive regulation of ubiquitin protein ligase activity; anaphase-promoting complex-dependent catabolic process; positive regulation of anaphase-promoting complex-dependent catabolic process
Cellular component (GO): anaphase-promoting complex
Molecular function (GO): ubiquitin ligase activator activity; protein binding; anaphase-promoting complex binding
Source: RefSeq, a predicted model, not a curated record